This is a messenger RNA of Symbiodinium sp. CCMP2456, 2721 nucleotides long. The record is from the annotation of a GenBank genome assembly. Lineage: Eukaryota; Dinophyceae; Suessiales; Symbiodiniaceae.
AUGGCAGGGAAGGCUGGCAGCCCUCCAGAGGCUGCGACACUAGAAGCUCAGGCGGAGGCUUCUGGGCCCUCUGCGCUUCGCGGAUCCAUCUGCGUGACUGCCGCCGACAGGUCUUUGAUCCUGUGGCGACAAGAGUGUGGAGUCUGGCAGUCCUCCGAACUGCGCAGGGGACCCUUCCGGGUCACGGAUGUCUCGCUAAACGACUCGGCUACGCAUGUGGCCUCCGUCGCCGGUACAGCAGUUGCCGUGGAUGGGCUCUCAGGGGGCGCCUCCUGGACUUGCACCUUCCCAAAGCCUGUGCUAACAGUGGCCAUUUGCCCGCAAUACGCGGAGGCAGCUCCGGGCUUGCGCGUCCUCUGCUCCGGCGGCGAGGAGGGUCGCCUUGUCCUCAGCCGCCGUGGCUCCCUCGAGACGCGGCACGCAACCCUCCACCACGGAGAGGGGCCGAUUACAGCCAUCCGCUGGCGUGGAGGGCUGGUUGCAUGGGUCAACAGCAAGGGUGUGAAGGUCGUGGACGUCGAGACCUACCAAAAAGUCACUUACAUCGCGCGGCCUCCAGGCUCUGUGAACCUUUGCUGGCUGAGUGAUGAUGCUCUGCUCAUCGGCGGAGACCAGGACAUACUCCUGGCCGAGUUUCACUCCAAGCUCGGGGGUCCAUCGGGAGUGCGCUUCGCGCGAAUAUCGCAGCGCUUUGCCCUCUCUGGGGACUUUGUGCAUAGUUUGGCGCAGCUGGAUGCUGCUCAGCUUCCAAAAUCUGGAGCCCUAUGUGAAGCCUUGAGGCUGUGGCCAAAGACGACGAAGCCGACGAAGCCUCUCAUGGCUGCGCUUCAGAGAGCUCUCAGACCUGAAGGCAGUAUCGAAAGCGGCGAAGGUCCGGCUUGGGAACCGCAAGCGGAGAAUUGCGAGGAGUCUGGCGCUUCGGAGGUUUUAGCAUCGCUGCAUGAAGCAAGGGGCGACGCGACGUCCGCCCUGCGGCUUCUAGCCGCUGCCGGCAGCCAGCGGGUCUUUGCACUGCUGCGGCGGCACCUGGGCCAAGGUGCAGACCUCGGGGCGGUUUCGGCAGUGCUGCCACGGCUCGUUGCGCUGCAUCCUGGCCAGAUGGCCGACUUGGCAGCGGCCCAUCCCGAGAGCCUGAAGCCUGCGGAGCUGCUCGCAGCUCUGGCGCCGCACGGCGCGGCCUGGGAGCUGCGUUACCUAAGGCUUCUCGCUUGGCGCUCUCCAGAUGCGGCCAAGCACUUCCGAGAUCGAAUGGUGCAGCUGACAGCAGAACUGCGGCCGCAUCAUCUGAGGCCAGUGUUCGUGCAGUCUGCCUCCGAAGAGAAAGAGGAGACCUCUUCUACUUCUUCGGUCCAUGGCAUGUGGUUGGAGGCGGCCUGGGCGUCCGGCUCCAGGGAGGCGGCCUCUGCGCUGCUCGCGCUCGGCCAUCCGGAGCAGGCUUUCCACUUGCAGCUCUUUGAGCUCGGGAGCGUUCAUGGAGCCCUAGACGUGCUGACUGAGGCCAAGCUCCCGGAAGAAAAAGAGCAAGAGUUGCUGCAGGAGCUGUGCGCAGCAGCGGUCCAGGAUGGCCACCUCUUCGCCUCUCUGCUCGCGGCGGUCCUCAGCCCAUCCGGUGGGGUGCCGGGGAUGAAGGUCUCCACCCUCUUCCAACAGCUGCCCCCAGGCCUCGAAGUUCCGACUGCUGCCGUCGCGCUGCUUCUUUCUCUAGACUGCGACCUCCACGAGCUGGCUCUGACAAGGCUACGCCGCAGCGCUGCGGAUGCGGCCCUCGCGCUGCAGACGGUGGUCCCUCCGCCGUUUCAGCAGACUGAUGAGAUGUACUUCACGCAGAUGACCUCCGCGACCGUUAGCAAAGUCUUGGUGCAUCAUUCUUUUUGCGGCUGCGUGCAGCGCUUGCUGCAGGUGGUGGUGGUAGGCGCUGUUCAAGUGCAAGCCUGGCAGGCCAAGCCGCUGAAGAAGCAGCUGCCCGAAGUUUGGAACGAAAAUUGUCGAGCUCAUGAUAUUGUUGACAAGAGGACUGUCCUCUACUCGAAGGCUGCCGGCACUCAGCAGCUGUCAGUUUCGGCGGACAUCACUGGUGAGGCGCUGAAAGAGAGGCUUCGCGAAGCCUUGGGCCUGGAUGCAGAGGUGACUUUGGCGCUGAGUUUCCAAAACGGAUCACGAAACUCCGUGAAGAAAGUCUUGGAGGCACAGCAAAGCCUUGGCGAGCAGGGCGUCGAGGACGGCGCUUCGUUGACAGUUAAGGCUGACGCCGUGGAGGUUCGGCCGGAGAAUUCCUUCCUGCGGGAGUCCAUUCGUAACAACGGUGGCAACAGCUACUACUAUGCGCACGCCAACGAAAAGGAGCUUCCACCGGAGCUCCGCUACGUCUAUGGGGGCGAGCCCAUCAAGCUUGAGUCCCAAAAUGCAGACUCAGGUGAUGCGAUUAAGGCAUCUGCUGCCCGGCCCCUGACAAAGUAUUCCUGGGCAGACGAGGGGGACUUUGUCUGCAUCUACGUCUCGGCCGAGGGAGAGCCUGAGGCAAUUGAGGCAGCCAUUUGCGGAGAAGUGAAGGUCAGUUUUGAUGUGCGUUCUGUUGAAGUGCGCGUAUGUGACGGCGCCAAGGAGUUCGCUCUGAGCCUCAAGCAGCUGGAGGGCGAAAUUGUCGCGGAGGAGUCCAAGCACCGCGUGAGCGCAGGGAAGAGGACCAUGGCCCUCAAGACGGGUUUAGGGUUUAGGGUUUAG